UUUGUUAUAAAUUCCUCUGGUGUCUUCCUUUCUCCCUAUUUGCACUUCUUCAGUAUCAGCGAAUCACUCCAUUUUCAACUUUGACACUUUCUCUCACUAAAAUCCACACACACAAAGGAGCUAUUUUUCUGUGUGAAUUUUCCGGCAAAGUUACACAUCAAGAACGGAAAGAAAGAAAUUCUUUUCCUUUUCAUUUUCCCCAUAUAUAAAGUACAAGAACGAGAAUGGUAGAUGUGGACCGGAGGAUGACCGGUUUAAACCCGGCACAUAUUGCCGGCCUACGCCGCCUUUCCGCCAGAGCUGCCGCUUCCGCUCCCUCCACCCCACUUCCGCCGCGCAGCAGCCUCCUCUCAUUUAGUUCUUUAGCGGAUAAAGUCAUCAGCCAUCUCAAGACUUCGGGUAUCCAGGUCCGGUCGGGUUUAUCCGAAGUGGAGUUUGCAUUAGCAGAGGCGGAGUUUGGGUUCGCCUUCCCGCCGGACCUCAAAGCUGUGCUUUCAGCUGGUUUGCCUUUAGGGCCUGGCUUCCCUGACUGGCGCUCGUCAGGUUCAGCUCGCCUGCAACUUCGUGCCUCCAUUGAUCUACCAAUUGCCUCCAUUACUUUUCACAUAGCACGGAAUGCUUUGUGGUCCAAGUCAUGGGGUCCGAGGCCAUCUGAUCCGGAAAAGGCCCUUAAAAUAGCCCGAAACGCCCUCAAACGGGCCCCUCUUCUUAUACCCGUUUUCAACCAUUGUUACAUUCCUUGCAAUCCAUGUUUAGCUGGAAACCCUAUAUUCUAUGUCGACGAAAACAGAAUUUUCUGUUGCGGGUUUGAUUUAUCAGACUUUUUCGACCGCGAAUCUUCACUGUUUCAAGGUCCAGAAAUGAAUAUCCUCUCCAAGCAACGUUCCAUGAGUGAAAAAUCAGCCGGUUCAUCGACAAAUUUUUCCAGAAGAAGUCUGGAUACAGUUUUUGGCGGAAAAACACCAAGAUGGGUGGAGUUCUGGAGCGACGCCGCCAUAGAUCGCCGUCGGAGGAACUCAAAUUCAUCAUCCUCAUCUUCAUCAUCACCAGAAAGGUACUUCGAAAUGCCAAGAUCGAAGAUCCCCAAUUGA
Molecule: messenger RNA, 1091 nt
Organism: Olea europaea var. sylvestris
Lineage: Eukaryota; Viridiplantae; Streptophyta; Magnoliopsida; Lamiales; Oleaceae
Exons: 1
Coding region: 225-1091 (288 amino acids)
Source: RefSeq, a predicted model, not a curated record